GGAUGAAGGGGAAGACCUGGAAGUAAAAGUUUCCCGAAGCCAAAGAGAUGAAAAUGUCAAGGUCAACCCCUGGCUGGCUCUUGAUCAGGGCUGUUUUCCCUUUCUUUUUUUUUAUUCCCACAGAUCUGAGGCUGUCAGAGAUGACUCUGGUUCUGUCCAUGAAUAGAUUCUGCGAGCCCAUUGUCUCGGAAGGAGCUGCCGAAAUUACCGGGUACCAAACACUAUGGGAAGCUGACAGCUACCGAGGCCCCAGCCCCCCAGGGCCAGCACAGGCUCCUUUGCAGGGAGAUCGGGGAGCCGGCCCCCCACUGGCAGGAUCCCAUUACAGGGGAAUUUCAAAUCCUUUAACAACAUCCAAGAUCUCAUACUUUAAGAGGAAAUAUGUGGAGGAAGAGGAUUUCCACCCACCACUCAGCAGCUGUAGCCAUAAAACGAUCUCCAUUUUUGAGGAGCGAGCCCACAUCCUUUAUAUGUCCUUAGAAAAGCUCAAGUUUAUUGAUGAUCCUGAGGUGUACCUCCGAAGAUCUGUCCUCAUCAACAACCUGAUGAAAAGGAUCCAUGGAGAGAUCCUCAUGCAGAACAACUGGUGCUUCCCUGCCUGCUCUUUCAAUGGCGCCUCCGCCCAAGAGUGGUUCAUGGCUCAAGACUGUCCUUACCGGAAACGACCACGGAUGGCCAAAGAGGAGUGCGAAAAGUUCCAUGCCUGCUGCUUUUACCAAGAAUGUGGUGGUCACUACCUAAAUUUGCCUCUUUCUGUAAAUGCUAGUGUUGGAAGUGCCUCCGCCGCUGCCUCCUCUUCCUCUUCCUCCUCAUCUUCCUCUUCCUCCUCUCCCCCUCUGCCUUUGCCAAGCUGUUCCCACCAGGUGGAUUUCCACGUGGGCAGUGCACCUAUUUACAAGAGUGAUGGCCAGAUACCUGCCAAUGAAAUCUUUGUCACUAAUGUCAGGUCACUUGGUGUCCAGGAAAAGGCCAAAUUAAAUGAUGAGAAAGCAAAUCAUGAGACCAACAGAGAUGGUGACCCCCUCAGCCAUGAACCUGUGGGAAAUGACCUUGAUUUUGAAUGCAAAGGCCAAUUUUAUGAUUACUUUGAGACUGGAUAUAAUGAAAAAAACAAUGUGAGCGAGUCUUGGAAAAAGUCUUUAAGGAAAAAGGAGCCUUCGUCAAGUAACAAGCUGUGCUGUAGCAAAGGAAAUAAAAUAUGAGCCAUCUUCUCGCCAAAACUUUGAAGCAUGCACAGCACGAUCAAUUAGCUCUCAUAAAUUUUAUUUUGAAUGGAUUUUAUAGUUUUGUACAACUGAUGAAAUUAUGCCAUGAACAUGCCAUGUCGUUUUAAUGCCUGGAGAACAGAUUGCAGAAAACAUCUGUAGUAGGCAUCAGCGAGCUACUUAGAAAUGUGGUGAUUUUUUUUUCUUUUUACCAAGAAAACAGUUGACGCAAUGCUUAAAAGUAUAUCUUAGUUUUCUUACCAAAAACAAAAAAGUCAGUAGACUAGAUUGGGGGAUUUAUGUGACCUUGUGAUAUUUUUCAUUGUCUCCCAAGAAGCCUGUCAUUAGAUAAGAAAGUUCAAUACAUUUGCCAAUUAAUUAAGUCAUUCUUUGGUAAGCAAAUCAAGAUAACCAGCAAAAGAUGGUCUGCUUCUUCAAUUAUGAUGCAGUAUUUUUUUUUCUAAAUAAAAGACUGAAGACAGAGAGCUAGAUGAAAUGGCUUCGCAGCGCUAUUAAGUAUUUGUAUCUGACAGUCUCUCUGACAGAGGAAAGUAGGAUGAGACAUGAGGAAACACCUGUUUAGGGGAGCAAUCAACAGUCUUGGAGAGGGGUAUUCCCUAGGAAUUCCUGACUUCACUGUAGCUUACGGGUGAUGAAGCUUUUAGUGAGGUGGUAUACAGGGCGAUUUUUGGUGCCUUACUUUCUCUUAAUUUUUGCCAAUGUGAAAAUUAAGGAUAAAUCAGAGUUACAGCAGGGAUUUAACAAAGAGGA
Dipodomys ordii (Ord's kangaroo rat) is the source of this 1976-nucleotide messenger RNA. RefSeq names its product SERTA domain containing 4 (gene Sertad4). The coding region runs from base 48 to 1202 and encodes 384 amino acids. Lineage: Eukaryota; Metazoa; Chordata; Mammalia; Rodentia; Heteromyidae. The record is from RefSeq and is a predicted model, not a curated record. Gene Ontology annotation, cellular component: nucleus. The transcript is spliced from 3 exons.